UUAUAACAAAUUCGUAGUAUUUUUUUUUCUUUUUCAAUCAUGUAAAUUCUUUAUUUUUAUCUUAUUUUUCACCAUAUGCAUUUUCAUCUAUAGGGAUAGAAAGAGUUUGCAAGCUGAGGCAGACCCAGGGACGGAGCUGGCCGGGGGCCGUGGGAGCAGCUGCUCCCACUGCCAAAAUUUAGACUGCCCCAAAACGACGUUGUUUUGGGGCUGUUAUAUAAAUAUAUAUAACUUUUUUAAUUUUUAUUUCCUUUCUUACGCGGUUACGCCCCAGCCGACGCUAUUCUCCUCUGUCCUCUCUCCUCUACCUCGCGCCCUAGCCAGACGCCACCGCCCACCAGACACCGUCACACCAGUCGCCGACUCGCAGCUUCGCCAGCUUCUUCUUCAAGCUUCUAUCGUCGCUAGCUGCGCUGCCUUGUCUUCAACCGUUACCGGCUCCGUCUUCACCCUCAUGCCUCAGUAAUGCUGCGUGAAGAGGCGAGACCACGACUCCCUUCGCGAGAGCUGAAGCGGUGAAGCACUGCAAGUUUCGACGUUCCGUCGACUCCGCCCACCGCAAGUCGCGCCAGUCACACCACCGCUCACAGCCCACCCCAAGUCACGCCACCGCCCACGACCCACCGCAAGUUCCGUCAUUUCUCAGCCAGUAAGCUUCUGUGAGUUCCGACGCCACCACCAACGCCACUGGCCACCGCCCACGACUAACGACUCCGCUGCCAGGUAAACAGACAUGGCAGAUUACUUCCCAAGGCUUCCUGAGCCCUUAACUCAUCAUAUACUAUCAUUUCUUCCUUUCAAAGAAAUCGGCCGCACUUGCGUUUUAUCCAAAUAUUGGAAUAGCAUUUGGUGCAACUAUCCUAAUCUAGAUUUCUAUAUGGUGGAAAAAGAUGUGAAUAAUUGGGCAAAAGAAAAUCCAGAAAAAGCUCUAUUUGAUUACGUGAAAAACUCCUUUGAUAAGUUCCUAGAUGGAAGGCCUUUCAUACAAAAAUUCUGCCUACAAAUUGAAUGUUGCACUAUGGGGAGAGGUUUGACAAGAAAGUUGGAUCGUUGGUUACGUGUGUCGGUAAACAAGAAUGUGGCAAGGCUAGUGCUCAGAACUAAAAAUCUUUUGUCACCAUUCAGAUACUCUGUUCCUCAGCAUGUCUUCAUUGCACAAACGCUUGAAGUUUUGGAUUUGUUUUGGUGUACAUUGGAUACAGAUUGCAUUGUUCGUAUUGAUCUACCGCGUCUAGAGUUGCUCUCACUUUCCCACUGCUGGAAUUCAGGUGACAAAUUGCUGCAGAAGAUUGUGUGUGGUAGCCCUAAGAGUAAACACAUUGUGAUUUCUUGGUGCCAAGGGGGACAACCAAUGCACUCUAUUUCUGUUCCCAAGCUAGUCUCUGUUGCAAUGAGACUUGAAGUUUUAGAUUUAUCGGUGUGUACAUUGGAGGAACAUCGCUUUGUUGGUAUUGGGUUUCCAUGUUUGGAGAAGGUGUUUUUUAAGAACUGCAAGUUUGUAGGUAACAAUUUGCUAGAAAGGAUAUUGAGUGCUUGUGGCCCUAGUAUGAAGCAUAUAUCAAUUUCUUGGUGUAAAGGUAUAGGGAGGUCUCUUUCGGUUUCGUGUAAACCCCUAUUGAAGGGGUUUUUCUUGAGAUGCGACGAUGAGUUUGAAAGGAUUAAGAUUGAUGCGCCGAGUCUUCGGACAUUCUCGUAUGAAUCCACUAAUGCUGCGUGUGUUAUUGAUUUGAUGUCUUGUACAAAUCUGGAAAACUUAUAUGGAAGUAUUGGCAAGAGUUUGAAUCACCCAGCUUCUGCUUUGCUACUUCUUCAUAAAAUUUAAUUCCUAGUAUGAAAGAACUUGAUUUGCUUUGCAGCUAUGUAAUUUGCUUUCCAAACUAAUUUUAAACUCUGUAAUUUUAGAAUUAGAUUUAAUUGCUUUUAUAAAAGUUGUAGUUUAAAUAUGAUAAAAAUGCUAUGUAGUGGUUGUUUUGAAA
Ipomoea nil (Japanese morning glory) is the source of this 1976-nucleotide messenger RNA. RefSeq names its product F-box protein At5g03100-like. The record is from RefSeq and is a predicted model, not a curated record. The transcript has 3 exons. Gene Ontology annotation, molecular function: protein binding. The coding region runs from base 734 to 1822 and encodes 362 amino acids. Lineage: Eukaryota; Viridiplantae; Streptophyta; Magnoliopsida; Solanales; Convolvulaceae.